AUGAAAUACCUUUUCUUCUAUGCGCUCUUUGUUUUAUCCCUAUCAGGCCCAGUUAUCAACCUAAAGAUUCAGACCUUGCUGCACCACAAGAAAUGAUUGAUGAGGUUAACGGUAUUCAAGACUCAUGGGUUGCUUCUGCUGAUUGGGUUGGAUAUAUGACAAUUGCUGAAGCCAAGCGCAAAGUUUCUUUACAACCAAUAUCUCAGGAAUUUCCAGAAUAUGACUGGGGUGCAGUCUUAA
Molecule: messenger RNA, 240 nt
Organism: Blepharisma stoltei
Lineage: Eukaryota; Ciliophora; Heterotrichea; Heterotrichida; Blepharismidae
Source: the annotation of a GenBank genome assembly